GAAUGUUAAAGUAAAAAGGUCAGCUACGGAUAGAAGAUAUGGAUUUUAUCUCGGAAGCAAGAAAAGUGGGUCAAUACGAAGGAGGCGCGACAGUGCGCACGCUUUGAUUAUCGAUUGAAGCGACGUUACGUUGCUUCGAGUCUGUACGCUAGAUCUCAUUUAUACGAAGGUAGUGGCCACGGUGAGUUGUUAGAGUAAUCAGAAAAGAUGCGGUGAAAUUUGGCGUGUUAGGGAUAGGAUACUCUUAACGAAAUCGGCCAUUUUGAUAGCGUUUCGGGGGGAGAGAGAGAAAGAGAGAGAUACCUGCAGAAAAAAACGACUGGGAUCUCGUUUUGUGGCAGUUACCCUCGAGGAUUGCGCGCGUGAGGAGCGGCGGUGGUAGUGGUAUUGGUGUGUGUGCUGGUGCUGCUGCUACUGCUGCUAUUGCUGUUUCUACCACUACUGCUACUCCUACUACUCUUCCUAUUAUUAUUAUUACACUACUACUAUUACUGUUACCUAAGGUAGUGUCGAUCCGUGUCAAAAUCGUCGGAGAAGAGGCAAGCAGAAGAUACGAAGGUAGGAACUGCUGGUAUUCCACGACUUGUGAAUUCUUAGGACGACUACAGGGAAAAAGAAAAAAUGGCUGGAAAUACGGGUAUGGAACAACUAAUCCCGAUCGUGAACAAGCUGCAGGAUGCGUUCACGCAACUUGGGGUUCACAUGCAACUAGAUUUACCGCAAAUUGCAGUAGUGGGCGGUCAGAGUGCGGGAAAAAGUUCCGUACUCGAAAACUUUGUUGGAAAGGAUUUCUUACCCAGAGGUUCUGGUAUUGUAACUAGAAGACCGCUCAUCUUACAAUUGAUUCAUAGCACUACGGAAUAUGCCGAAUUUUUGCAUUGUAAGGGAAAGAAGUUUGUGGAUUUUGAAGAAGUACGAAAAGAAAUAGAAAAUGAAACAGAUAGAGUAACUGGCAGUAACAAGGGUAUAUCUAAUAUACCCAUCAAUUUAAGAGUUUAUUCGCCUAAUGUUCUCAAUCUGACGUUGAUCGAUUUACCUGGUCUCACAAAAGUACCAAUUGGAGAUCAGCCGGCUGAUAUAGAAGCUCAAAUCAAAGCUAUGAUUUUUCAAUUCAUUAGAAGAGAAAAUUGUUUAAUAUUAGCAGUAACACCAGCUAAUACUGACUUGGCAAACAGCGAUGCUCUUAAACUUGCUAAAGAAGUUGAUCCACAGGGUGUACGUACUAUUGGUGUUAUUACUAAAUUGGAUCUUAUGGAUGAUGGUACUGAUGCAAGAGAUAUUUUGGAGAAUAAAUUAUUACCUUUACGAAGAGGCUACAUUGGUGUUGUUAACAGAAGUCAGAAAGAUAUUGAAGGCCGUAAAGAUAUUAAAAAUGCUUUGGCAGCUGAAAGAAAAUUCUUCCUUAGUCAUCCAUCUUACCGACACUUAGCAGACAGAUUGGGUACACCUUAUCUGCAACGAGUUCUAAAUCAACAACUUACAAAUCACAUCAGGGAUACCCUUCCUGCCUUACGAGAUAGAUUACAAAAGCAACUUCUUACAUUGGAAAAAGAUGUCGAACAGUAUAAACAUUUUAGACCGGAUGAUCCUGCUAUUAAAACAAAGGCUAUGUUACAGAUGAUACAACAACUUCAGUCAGAUUUUGAACGGACUAUAGAAGGUUCUGGUUCGGCACAAAUUAACACAAUGGAGCUUAGCGGUGGUGCAAAGAUAAACAGAUUAUUUCACGAACGUUUUCCAUUUGAAAUUGUUAAAAUGGAAUUUGAUGAGAAAGAACUCAGAAGAGAAAUUGCCUUUGCUAUCAGAAAUAUUCAUGGUAUUAGGGUGGGAUUAUUCACACCUGAUAUGGCCUUUGAGGCAAUAGUCAAGAAACAAAUUAACAGGCUUAAAGAGCCUAGCUUGAAAUGUGUGGACCUAGUCGUACAAGAACUUAGCAAUGUUGUUCGUAUUUGUACAGAUAGGAUGUCACGUUAUCCUAGAUUAAGAGAAGAAACGGAACGUAUUAUAACAACUCAUGUUAGACAACGUGAACAAAUGUGUAAAGAACAGUUAAUACUUUUAGUGGAUUGUGAGCUAGCAUACAUGAACACUAACCAUGAGGAUUUUAUUGGAUUUGCCAACGCGGCGGCCAGUAGCCAUAAUGCAAGUGCUCAGCAAUCAUCGGAAAAUGCAGUUAAGGCUGGACGACAUACUUUGGGCAAUCAAGUAAUACGUAAAGGUUACAUGUGUAUUCAUAAUCUUGGUAUUAUGAAAGGUGGAUCCAAAGACUACUGGUUUGUUUUAACUGCUGAAAGCAUUUCUUGGUUCAAAGAUGAAGAGGAACGUGAAAAGAAAUACAUGCUACCUCUUGAUGGUUUGAAAUUGCGCGACGUAGAGCAAGGUUUCAUGUCUCGGCGACAUCUAUUUGCAUUAUUCAAUCCCGAAGGAAGAAACGUUUAUAAAGAUUCGAAACAACUUGAAUUGAGUUGUGAAACGCAGGAUGAUGUUGAUUCUUGGAAGGCCUCGUUACUAAGAGCCGGAGUAUAUCCUGAAAAAUCUACGGAACAAGCGAAUGGCGAAGGAGAGGAUAAGCAGAAGGUGGGUGGUACUGAAAGUCAAUCUUCAAUGGAUCCUCAAUUAGAACGUCAAGUGGAAACAAUUAGGAAUCUGGUGGAUUCUUACAUGAAAAUUGUUACCAAAACUACUCGCGAUCUUGUUCCAAAAACAAUAAUGCAUCUUAUCAUUAACAAUGCUAAAGACUUUAUCAAUGGAGAAUUAUUAGCACAUCUUUAUGCGAGUGGCGAUCAGGCAUCCAUGAUGGAAGAGUCUCCCGAAGAGGCACAAAAACGAGAAGAAAUGUUACGCAUGUAUCACGCAUGUAAAGAAUCCCUUCGCAUUAUUGGAGAUGUUUCAAUGGCUACAGUAACAACCCCAGUACCACCACCGGUGAAGAAUGAUUGGUUGGCUUCUGGAGAAAAUCCGAGUCUUGGGUUAUCGCCACCAUCUCCUGGUGGGCCAAGACGUGGAGUGACACAGCCACCACCUCUUUCUAGUUCACGAGUACCGCCGCCUGUUCCUGCCAAUGUCCGGCCAGCACCAGCUAUUCCCAAUAGACCUGGACCUGGUGGACCACCACCGGCUCGGGCUAGUCCAGGCCUACCACCGCCACUAAUACCAUCUCGUGGGGGUGGUCUUCAGCAGAGAGUGACACAAGCUGCGACUCAGGCCGCUGCUAAUGCCGCUGUGAACGAGCUGAUGGAUGCGUUCAGGAUCAAGUAAAUAAACACUGUGUUGUUGUAGCUUUCUUAUAUAGAAUACUCAUCCUUAUUUACAACGUUUCCCCCCACCUCCCGUUCGCGUUAUUACACACACAUAUAUAUUAAUACACUGCGCAUUAUUUGAUGAUAAAUUGAACGAUUUUUGAUCAAUCGAUAAAGAGAGACACAGGAGGGCAUUCAUUUCUCACACGUAUUUUGUUGUUUGCUUUUAUUGAUAAGAAAUGAGAAUGCACUCUUAUUAUUAUAACGCGCCACUUGAACACAUCUACACACGCGAUAUAAUACAAUGAUAGAAAAUAUAUUUUCAAAUGAAAUAAAAAUAAUUAGUAUGGCUUUUUUUUUUUUUUUAAUUUUAUUGUUAUAUAUGCGUACUACGCGUGUGUUGUGUACGUACGCACAUACAUAUACAUUUAACGUUUAUAUUAUCACGCAUAAAUGCAUAUGUAGAGAAAUAAUAAUAAUAAUAAUAAUUGUAUAAAGCUAACGAUUGUCCGAGCAUAUUUAUAAGAAGACAUUAUUAUUAUUAAAUAUAAUAAGCAUUUUAAUUUUUAAUCAUGAAAUUUAUUAUUCUCUCAUAAUACUUGAAAAAUAAUAUUUUUUAAGUCUAUGAUGAUAACAAGUUUGUCAUUAAAUUAUUCACUUAUAUUAUAUUAAAUGCUAAUAAUAAUUAUAUACAUUAACACAUUUUUUAACGAUAGAUCAAUAUAACAUCUACGUUUUAAAAUUGCUACUGCGCUUGCCUGAAGAAGCAUGUAUGUUAAUUGAACAAACAAAAACAAAAAUGAAAUGAAAACAAACAUUAAAUUUAAACACACACGACAAAAAAAUUCUAAUUCAAAGUAAUGCAAAACAAAAUCAACACUUCACACACGAUCGGCUCCGACGAACAUGGAUAUGAUAGUUCGGAGAGAAAAAAAAGAAAAUAGUUGAAAAAUAUAUAAUAUAAUAUAAUAUAACAUUACAUUUUAUAGAAUAUAAUAAAUAUAAAUAUAUAUUUAUUAUUCAAACUAUAUAUUGAGAGAUCUCUCCUCCUAGAGUUUUACCAUUAUCAUUUUAUUACCAUAUGACAUAUUAUUAUAGUAGCAUUGAUUGAUUGAUUGAUUGAUUGAUUCAAAAGAGCUGCACUAAUACUCGUUAAUUGUAUAGAACUUCAGAGUAUUUAACAAAAAGAAGAAGAAAAAAAGUUAUAAACAAAAAAAAUAUAUAUAUAUUUAUUAUUAAGGGAUACGUUAAAAAUUGAUUAUAAAAAGAGUACACACGUAAAUUGAAAAAUGUCAUGCUGUUGGAAAGAGUUUUGAAUAUCUUUCAAACGUGUUAUUAACAAUAAAUAUUAAACGAAGGAACGAACGAACGAACCUUUGAAACAUUGAAAUCGUCAUCCUUAUGAUUCGCACGAUUUGAACAUUUUCUUUUAUUUUCUCUGUUAAUAAUGUUUUUCUAUCAAUUUUUUUUUUUCUUUCUUUCUUUCACUUUUUUCAACAUCCUACAACAGCGUUACACCACACUUUAAUAAUUAUAAUAUUAACAAAUGGGUGGGGGACGGUUGAUUCUGAUGUGAUACACGCAGAGAGUUGGUAUGGUUGGGUAUGAUGAUAAGCGUGCGAUAUGAUAAUUAAUUAAAUUAUUACCCGCAAAUAAUAAUGAUAAUGAUUCAAAAAAAAAUUAUAAAAAGAUAAAAAACAAAAAACACGUGGCUCAGAAAUAGGAUGUGAUAUAUAUAUAUAUAGCGUAGUAGAAAAACGCACUUUUGAGGAUUUUGCAUGAAAAUCCUGGAAUCGCGUAUCUUUUUUCCUUUUGAGAGAAUAGUCUAAAAAAAAAAAAACAGAAAAGAAAUUAAAUAAAUCAAUGAAUUCCCAUUUUCAAUUGCGAAUAUGAUAAGAAUAUGAUACUCGUUAUAAUGUAAUUUAAGUAAUACAUAUAUUUUACAUCAAAUAUGCAAGCGAUCAUUUGAAAAGAGAGGAGCACUGUUAUAUUUUGAAAUAUUUGUUGUUUCGUAUGCUCCUUAAAUUGACGCGCUCGCAAUUUGAUGAUUAAUAUGUAUAUGUAUAUAUAUAUAAAAAAAAGAUAAUUUUGUCUGUAAGUAACCAACACACGAUAUUCGCUUUUUACACAAGAAUGUAUGACGUGCUUCGGCCAUUGUUUGUUAAUAUCAAGUAUAAUAUCUCUUACGAAUAUUUUUGGACUUUGUACAAUGACAUAAAAUUACAAAUUAUCGUGUUGAAAUAAUAAAAUAGCAGAUGAAAUAAUAAUAUCACGUUAUCUAGCUAUAUUUAUCUAUCUAUCUAUCUAUCUAUCGCAUUAUAAAUUCGUACACAUUGACAUAGAAUUAAUGUCGUUCUUAAAUGUCAAUGUAUAAUAGGCCUAAUGAUAAAAUAUAUAAUAUAACACGGUGCGUGUGUCACCUUUUAAAUGUGUCGAGUGUUUCUUUUUUUUCUUUUUUCAAUUGUCAAUUAUACUACGUAUUUUUUGACAUUACAUAAUCCAGAAUAAGCUGACACAUUUCAUUGGCACAACACCUGUUGAAAACAACUACGAGUAAGGCCGCCGAAGCACAUCAGAAUAUUCUCUACAAGCUUUUAUGUAUUAUUAAUGCUUCAAACUGCUCGUAUUUAAAUGCAUCGUUAUGAGCAAUACACACGAACAUCACACACACACACACAUACAUACCUAACACAUACUAAAUAUUACCUUUUGAAUGAAUAUCAUAUAUGUUAAUUACUAAGAGAGAUAAGAAAAAAGUGAAAAACGUUAACAAAAAAUGAGGAAGAAAAAAAACCAAUUAACCCUUUGACUGCUGGGCCCUUUGACUCUAGAACGAAUCCAUUAAUAUGAACGGUGCUUUACGAUUUAGGCUUUACGCCUUUAGCAGUCAAUGGGUUGAAUAUAUUUGUUUGCUUUUUUUUUUUUUUUUGAUUGAUUGCAACCACAAUUAGUAUUAUUAUAAUAUUCCAAGGAUUAUAAAAACGUAUAAAUGAUGAAUAGAACGUGAUCGAAAUAAGAAGAAUAUUAUCUUGAUUAUUUCUAUGAUCAUUUAUUUUUUUAUUAUUAUUACUAUUAUUAUUAUUAUUAUUAUUACUAGUUUUAAUUUCAUCGAUCGCCCUCUUUUAAUUAACAAAAUUGCAAAUUAUUUUCUAUUAGUUCGAAUGACAUUUAUUAUUUGAAUAAAUUUGUGGUUAAUGUCAAAGUAAAAUUAUGAAAUAUUUUUGUAAAGACUACAUUUUAGUAUUUUUCGAUUGGAACAUAUCAAAUAUGACCGUGUAAUAUUGGCACGUAUUCGUCGUUAGUUCGUAGUUUUAUCUUUAUGAAUUUAAUUUAUUAGAUUUAACAGAUUUAUUUUUAUUAUAAUAAAUUGAAAUACUCUUAAUGUGUGAAGUUUUCUCAUCAUGUUUAAACAUGUUUCUCAUUUUUAAAAAUGAGAAUCUCUAUCUUCCAUUAGAUCAAAUUAUAAUAAAUUAUACGUUAGGUAAUUUGUAGCAAAAAAAGAAACAAAAAAAGAAUACAUUUUUUACAAACAAUUGUAAAAUAUGUUAAUUUAUUAAUAUAUGUUUCAAGAAAAUUGAGACUUAACACCCAAUCAACAGUUCUUUAUAUUUAACUUCAAAAGAAUAACAAACAAAAAAACAUAUAUAAAUAUAAAAAAAAAAAAAGAGAAAAUGUGUGUAUUCUAAAAAACCAGAAAACAAUUCUCGCAUCAGAUCAAUUUUGAAACCACGAAUACGAAUUGUCCAAUUGCCAAAAUAUUAUACAUUUAAUUUGACCAAAAGUUUUAGUAAUAUUAUUAAUAAUAAUAACGCAUGCAUAUGAGGAAAUGGAAUAAUUAAUUAUUCAAAAGAAAACCAAAUGCAAAAAACGAGAAUCCUCUACUUGUCUUCCUUCGAAUUAUAUAUGAAUUAUUUAUAGCUUAUAUUACAAAA
Molecule: messenger RNA, 7171 nt
Organism: Polistes dominula (European paper wasp)
Lineage: Eukaryota; Metazoa; Arthropoda; Insecta; Hymenoptera; Vespidae
Gene: shi
Product: dynamin-1 shibire
Biological process (GO): receptor internalization; synaptic vesicle budding from presynaptic endocytic zone membrane
Cellular component (GO): cytoplasm; synapse; microtubule
Molecular function (GO): microtubule binding; GTP binding; GTPase activity
Source: RefSeq, a predicted model, not a curated record